Messenger RNA from Morchella sextelata, 573 nucleotides. RefSeq lists its product as uncharacterized. NCBI's taxonomy places the organism in Eukaryota, Fungi, Ascomycota, Pezizomycetes, Pezizales, Morchellaceae. The coding region runs from base 1 to 573 and encodes 190 amino acids. The transcript is spliced from 2 exons. The record is from RefSeq and is a predicted model, not a curated record.
AUGCCGCUCGACCGUCGCUUCACCUGGCUCGGCGCCAGCCGUCGUCUAGUAUAUGGGCUCGCAAGCCAUGAGAGCCCCAGACCUUUGGAUUACUAUUACUUCGGCGCCAGGCUCGGGCUUCGCACGCAAUCGCUACCGGCUUUCCCACCGCGUGAUCCCAAUAGAAACAAUGAAGAUAUCGGAACAACUGAUCCGGGCAUGGGUGAAUUUGCGAGCGAACGGAGCGCAGCGGUAGUUCAAGAGAGCAGACUACGUGUAGAACAACGUUCUGUCCGACCUGCAGGUGACAACGAUGAAGAGGAUAUGGAGAGAGAGAUAAAGGAAUACGAGAGACUACUCUUCGGACUUUUGGAAUUCUUAAGUGGUCCACAAACACUUAGUUACUCGGGACCGGGAGGAGUAAUACGAUAUUACACUGAAGUUGCGAGUUCUGUACGGAAGAACCACAUCGACAAAAAGACGUCGAGAGGCUAUCAGUCCAUUGAUGCGGACUGCCCAAUAUGCUAUGAACGGGAUUCUAUGGAGCGCGAUCAGCAGUCGCCCGAUAGAUCAGUGCAGGUGCAUGAUGUGUAG